AUGGGCCUCGCCUGCCGCCUCUCCGCGCUCGGGCUGCUGCUGAGCGCCCUGCUGGUAUGCACCCGCUCUCAAGAUCAAGAGUCUGUGUUUGCCAUUGCGGGAGAAGAUUUUACUUUUUCACCAAAAGUUAACGGAACUAUAAGUGAAAUUACCUGGAUGAAAAACAAAAAUAAAGCGGCUGAAUGGGAACAUGAUAGGUCACCUAUGUAUUAUUCUAGCAUAGCAGAGAGAGGAGUGCUUGAGACAUCGUCUGGCAAUUUGACCAUCAAAAAGUUAAACACUGAUGAUGCUGCAGAGUAUGAGGCACAAGUUCUGCCUGUUGGCGAUGAGCUGCUCCAAUAUACAAAAUUUGUACUUGAAGUAUUGGAUCCUCCUUCACCAUCAGUAUUAAAUUGCAGCGUCACAAAUGGUCAGAUUAGAAUAUCAUGUGAGAUACAUUUCUCAAAGGAUGUGCGCUACAGUUGGUAUCGGGAUGACAGAAAAAUUAUUCAGGCUAAUAAUCCUGUGCUUGAACUUAAAGAAAAUGCAGACCGCCCAGAGAAAGUUUUGUGCGUCAGAGAAGUCUCCAAAACAAAAAUCAGCGACUCAAUCUCUCUGAGCGCAUGCUUCCCAGAGCGUCCUGAAAGUCUUUCAAGAGGUAGAGAUGGUUUAAUAGCAAUUUUUGUUCUUAUUAUUAUUCUCCUUCUAUUCAUGGGAGCACUCUUCGUUCUGUGGAAAAGAGGUUUGCUUUCCAACAUUCUCGAUCACAUACCCACAAAGGACUCAGCUGUAUAUAAGUCUGAAGAACAACACCUUACAGACGAUGACAGAUUCCUGGAAGAAAGUGGCCAAAAAAAAGGUUACACACCUACAGAUCCUGAAUAUGAAAAUCCAGAUGCUUCUGGAGUUGCAGCUCAUCAAUCAGAUGAAGCAACAAAGUUGGUGCAGAAAGAAAGUGUGCAAGCGAUCUUCCAUUGCGUUAACGAAAGCCAAGCUGAGAAAGAGGAGAAGAAGAACUCAGAAGAGACUUUAUCAACGAGCCGGGCUGACAACUCCUCCAAUCAAGAGAAUCUAGACUAUGAAUAUAUCUCAAAGGAGAAUCAGGAGCCAGAGGAGGAGAAAAACUCAGAAGAGACUUUAUCAACGAGCCGGGCUGACAACUCCUCCAAUCAAGAGAAAACAGAUCUUAAACUGCAAAGUGAGGCAAACUAACAACACAAUGGACUAAACUCCAUUGCGGAGUGACAAAAGACACUGAGAGAAGAAAUAUCUUGUGGAUGUCGCCCAUGAGUGCUGGAGUUCUCCCUAACAGAUGUGUUUUGAAGAUUCAUUUAUUUGUUCUCAAGCUUCAUAGACUAUCAGGGUUGGAAGGGACCGCAGAAGAUCAUCUAGUCCAACCCCCUGCUCAAAGCGGGACCCAUCCCCAAAUCGCCCCCUUAAGGAUUGAGCUCACAACCCUGGAUUUAGCAGGCCAAUGCUCAAACCACUGAGCUAUCCCUUCCACCAAUGCCCACUUUUAUCUUUCCAGGACAGAUGUCCUCUUUCUUCAAUGUCAGUUAUUUUGAAAAUGGACAGAGUGAGUCAAGGAGCAAAUCCCUUUGCAUCCGUGCUCCUUUUUGUACUUUUGUUUUACAAGCAAGCGAACAUGAAACAUAGGAGUCAGGUUUAUUUAUGCCAAUAUUUCCAGACAUUAACUAACACAAGUGAAUGUGGACAAAUCAAAAACUAAUGGACAUGAUAUAAAACUCUAACUGUAACAUUAUUUAAAUUCAGAAAAGAAGAGCGUUCAGAAGGGCAACUCUCAUUUUCUCUGCCUCCCUAUCUGAAAGAAAAGGCCACAAUGACACUGUCCAUGCAUAGAUCAGCAACAGCUUUCCUGGCUCUUGUUUCUAUCUGUCCUUCCAGAAAGCACCACCACCACCAAAUUCUGAUUUUUUUUGAAUAGCAAAAAGCAGGCACACCUUCUUGCUCAAUGGAGAUGGUAUCAACUCUGCUAUUUACUCUAGCCCAGCGGUUCUCAAACUGUCGGUUGGGCUCAGAAGUGGGUCACGACCCUGUUUUAAUGGGGUCGCCAGGGCUGGCGUUAGACUUGCUGGGGCCCAGGGCUGAAGCCAAAGUCUGCGCCCCACCGCCCAGGAGGGGGGCCGAAGCCAAAGCCCGAGGGCUUCAGCCCUGGGCAGCAGGGCUCAGGUUACAGUGUCUUCCCCCCCACACACACACACCCAAGGGGGCAGGGCUCAGGCUUUGGUCCCUCUUCCUGGAGUCGUGUAGUAAUUUUUGUUGUCAGAAGGGGGUUGCGGUGCAAUGAAGUUUGAGACCCCUGUUAGCCAAACAAUGUAUCCUCAGACUCUAGGGUAAGUGUCAAGAGCAAUUGCGUCUGUGGCACCCACAACUGUGACAAAACAGCUGAUCUAAAAGCAUCAGCACAGACACUUCAUUCACUAUCAGAAUGAGAUUAUCAACCAAUGAAACCAGUACAGUCUCUGUGCCAAACCCAGGUCUCAAACUGUGUGUCCAGAGUCAAGGCAAUUGGAGGACUCCAGAUACUGAAAGUCAUUUUUCCCUCUGUAAUCUUCUUCCCAAAGAAGGAAACCAUUAACAGUCACUUUCUUAAGAGAUAGUGGCACCCACUUGCAUAGGUCCCUCCAACUGGAUGUUGUGCAAAAAGUAAAGAAACAGCAACUGACUGGGAGAAAUGCAUUCCAUUUUUAAUAUUGUUUCAUUGUAUUACUCUAAAAUGUUUUUAGUAACACCGAUAAAGAAUUUUUAUAAAUAAGGCCAGAUUUAUUGGUAUGUUCCAGCUGCUUUGCAUUAUAGCCCAUGAGCUUUAACUUGACAACAAACCAAAUUAGUGUCCAAAUUGAUAUGAUAUUGAAGUCGUAAGAGAAAGUCAAACUCAUAGUGCAGAUCUAGGUUAUCCUUUCCUAUGAGCAAGACUUUCAACUGCUAACGUUCUAGGAAAAGUACACAUCUUACCUUUCAUGCCAUUAGGGUGCCCAAGUUUAAUAACGAGAUUGUUUGAUGCACUCCUUUGUGAUUAUAUAGCUGGUUACUUACUUAAUGCUCACUCAUUUUUGCACGACACUUGAAAAUCUAUAGAUGCUAUACAGGAAUUAGAUAUUAUCCCCUUUUUACAGAUGGGAAAAGAAAGGCAAAAAAGUUAAAACUCUGUAUUUUCAAAAGACCCCACAAAUUUAGGGUGCCCUUUUGAGAUACUUGGGGCUUAAUUUUUCAGACAUGCUGAGCACCCACAGCUCUCACUUCAGCAUCUUUGCAAGUCAGGGCCUUGAUGUAUGAAGUUAGGCACCCAAAAAAUCUACAUACUUUAGGGCAGUGGUUCUCAAACUUUUUUUUUUUUCCACAGACCACUUGAAAAUUGCUGAGGGUCUCAGCGGACCACUUAAUGAUCUUUCCAAAUGUUGUUUGUACCAUUAGCUAACUAUUGUAAAGUGCUUUGGCUAAAAGAACUAUAUAAAAAAAUUAAUAAGGUGUUUUUUGUUCUACAAAUAAAAGCACACAACUCAUAUUUUAA
This is a messenger RNA of Emys orbicularis (European pond turtle), 3511 nucleotides long. RefSeq names its product CD58 molecule (gene CD58). The coding region runs from base 1 to 1191 and encodes 396 amino acids. The record is from RefSeq and is a predicted model, not a curated record. The transcript is spliced from 12 exons. NCBI's taxonomy places the organism in Eukaryota, Metazoa, Chordata, Testudines, Emydidae.